AUGGCCGAGGUAGAAGAAUCCAAAGCUCAGCGUGCUGCUCGCCUACGUCGGGAGAAACGGGCGGCGAAGAUUGCAGCAACAGGAACCGCACGGUUGGACAAAAUAACAGGCUUGAGCGGCCGCUCUAUGUCAUUCCAUGAUGAUUCGCCGUCUUCUAGAAAUACUCCAAGUCCUCCAUCCGGUGUACGAUAUGCUUCCCCACCAGCACAAUCACCACCACGAAACCAGCAGCCACUAGGGCCAUUUCCUGGGCUCGGAAUGCCUCCAAAUACGGGAGACAGCUCCCCGCAAACGAUGAAGGAGCAGGAGGAAUAUAUACGUGCCCUUCUUCGCUCGCAACAACCACCUGCUUCUGCCCAAGAUAACGCAGACCCAACAACGAAACUACUCAGCAACUUACUUGGUAUGCCUUCUCCUGGAGCUGGCAUGUCUACACCAGGCGGGACGCCGAUGUUUCCACCCGGAACUGGUGAUGCUCCAGAUAUCUCCCCCAACGACAUAGCUUCUUCACUAGGAAUCCCUCCUUCCAUGGCUAGUUUAUUCCUUCAAGCCAACUCUGCGCCCACGUCGCCAGCUGUACAACGGAACAAUACCAUAUGGCGAGCUGUUCACAUCAUAUUCGCGACAGCUACCAGUUUAUAUCUAUUGAUGCUCUUAAAAUCGUCCAUCUCGCUUUAUGGUGGGGGUGAUCGACUACCACCACCAGCAACAGUACAGAACCCGUUCCUUAUUUUGGUCAUGGGUGAACUCUUGCUUACUGGAACACGGGUGAUGUUUAUGAAUAAUGAAGGGAAUGGUGGCGGGAAUGGUGUGAUCGGAGCUCUGAAGACGGGCAGGAGAGUGUUAUCUGAUGUUAUGAGGGAUGGGAAAAUAAUGAUAUUUGUGAUGGGGAUCGGGUCUUUGUGGAUGAACAACUGA
Arthroderma uncinatum is the source of this 918-nucleotide messenger RNA. RefSeq lists its product as uncharacterized. NCBI's taxonomy places the organism in Eukaryota, Fungi, Ascomycota, Eurotiomycetes, Onygenales, Arthrodermataceae. The transcript has 2 exons. Gene Ontology annotation, biological process: retrograde vesicle-mediated transport, Golgi to endoplasmic reticulum. The record is from RefSeq and is a predicted model, not a curated record. The coding region runs from base 1 to 918 and encodes 305 amino acids.